Ostreococcus lucimarinus CCE9901 is the source of this 168-nucleotide messenger RNA. RefSeq lists its product with no specific name. NCBI's taxonomy places the organism in Eukaryota, Viridiplantae, Chlorophyta, Mamiellophyceae, Mamiellales, Bathycoccaceae. The transcript has a single exon. Bases 1 to 168 code for a protein of 55 amino acids. The record is from RefSeq and is a predicted model, not a curated record.
AUGUGCGCGACGGAAGUAAAAAGAUCAUCUCCACCGUUAAGUAAGGAGCGCCUUAGGCAAAGUCGCGGGAGGUUUUGUCGAAAAAGCGUCCUCGGUUGGACUCGGACGUUUGGCCGUCGGAACGAUUCGGCGGCGGCGGUGCGGUGUACAAAGCCUCGGGAAGUUUGA